Salvelinus sp. IW2-2015 is the source of this 2241-nucleotide messenger RNA. Its product is annotated as voltage-gated inwardly rectifying potassium channel KCNH7-like. The record is from RefSeq and is a predicted model, not a curated record. NCBI's taxonomy places the organism in Eukaryota, Metazoa, Chordata, Actinopteri, Salmoniformes, Salmonidae. Gene Ontology annotation, biological process: membrane repolarization during action potential; potassium ion transmembrane transport. Gene Ontology annotation, molecular function: inward rectifier potassium channel activity. Gene Ontology annotation, cellular component: plasma membrane.
AAUGACAUCUUUGGGGAGAUGAUCCACCUGUACGCCAAGCCGGGGAAGGCCAACGCGGACGUGCGGGCGCUCAGCUACUGUGACCUGCACACCAUCCACAGGGAGGAGAUCCUGGAGGUGCUUGACAUGUACCCCGAGUUCGCCGACUACUUCCUCAGCAAUCUGGAGCUGACCUUUAACCUCCGAGACGAGAGCGGCAAGCCUCAGAAUGCAGAGUCAGUCUACCCCUACCCCAGUGAUUCUGAUGGGGAUGACAUCAAAUGCAGAAGAAGGCUCACUAACAAGAGGAAAUCUUCCGCAGGGACCCAGAUCAAAGAGACGUCGGUGUUCUGCGAUGGUGGUGAGCUCUACCCCUCCUCCCAGGCUGUAGCCACCGUGGUGGAGGAGAGGAGAGACUCAGAGGAGAGGGAAGAGGAAGAAGAGGAGGAGGGAGGGGUGGGGGAGGAGCAGAGGCCUCUGUGCUCGGGGGGGCAGGGUUACCCCUUAGUGAGGGACCACACCUUGGGAUUUAGGCCGGGGGACGUUGUUCCGGACGCGUCGGGAGGAGGAGACAAUGUGGAGAGGAACCAGUCUUAUAAAGACCUGCGUGGGGAGGAGUGGGGGUGCGUGCAGCCCAGAGAGGUCCUGGAGGAGUCGGCCCAGGCCCAGGACUCCCGAAGUGGGGUCGUAGAGGAGGACAGUGAGCCGGACAUCACCUACGGAGAGGUGGAGCAACGUCUGGACCUGCUGCAAGAGCACCUAAACAGGCUGGAGUCCCAGAUGACGUCAGACAUCAAGGCCAUCCUCCAGCUGCUGCAGAGGCAGACCAUCGUGGUUCCCCCGGCCUACAGCAUCGUCACCUCCAGCCCAAAGUACCAGAGGCCUGCCAUCAGGGUGCAGCCUGUUUCUGCCAUCAGGAUCACAGAGCCUCAACACAGCCUCAACCCUGCUUCACCACUGGCCCAGAAUCCUGACAUGGAGAAGCACCUGAACAAAUCCAAAGAAUCCAUGUCAGGCCAGGUUCCCACGGAAAUGGCCCUGGAAGAGGACCUCAAGGCGGGACUGCUAGAGAAGGACACAGAGCCCAGACACAUACAAAACAAAAUUGACUCUCCGGAGAAACAACAACCUAGAGCUCUCUUCCCCUCCGCCAGACAAGCCUCGCUCCCCGACGCAUCACCUGAACAUUCAGAAAUGUCAGGACUCCACAGGCCGGUAUCCGACCCUGGGCUUCUGGGAAAGUAGGCCCUUUCGCCUGCGUGCGCCUCUCUUUCUCACUACGGAAAACUAGGGCUUCUCUCGAAGUUUGACUCAGGGUCUUAGAAGGAGACUGUAUAUGCAAAGAAUACUGUCGACUUCCUUCCAUCCAUUCUUUUUCCAAUAUUUUCUGCCGAUCUCUGAUUCAGAUGUGUUAUAAAGUACAUUUAUAUAGCGGUAUUUAUACUGUAUAUUACUACUAUCUGUAAUUAUCUACCAUGUACAUAUUUCAGAUGUCAUACUGCCAGCAACACAAAGGCACCUAACAUGUUUGUUCUUCCAAGAAAAAUGCAUGUCUUGGAAGUGUUUUCUGUUGCAUGGUCAAAACACAACCCAUCUCAUGCACUGCACAGUCAUGGUGUGAGGUCGGCAUGCUUUCAGAGUAAUGAGUAUCCGUUCUAUAGUUAUUCCCAAUCGAUGGGGACAAAGCCACUUGGAACUCUCUUUCAAAGGCAUUUUCAAUCUGAAAAUAAGUGUGCAGUUUUAAACUCAUCGCAUUAAUGACCUUAUCAAACAGACACCAUGUAAUGUAUUUGGCUAAUUAACAAUCUCCACGUCCGACAUUAUAUAUACAAAUAUUUCAUCAUAUAUUGUGCCUAAGUACCUACCGUCAACUUGUCUUUCAAAAAGUCAUCUGAUCAGAAGAGACAAAGAACCACUAUGUAAAAUGCAUCUUCUAUUAGAUUAUAAAUACACAGAUAUGCAAAUGAAUAUGAUUUAAAUGGUUGGGAAAGCUCUUAUACGAAGUAUCCCUUACACUGCUAAAGUAUUCCUGAGAGAGAUUAUUUGUAAUCACUUUGCACCACAAGUCUCUUUCAUGGGGCCAUGAAAGCAAUAACGAUAACAUUAAAACAUUAAUUUACACACAUGAAUAAUAUACAUAUUUGAUUAAUGACUAGAAAUUAGCACGGGUACAUACCCAAAAGUCUUUAAAACUUGUACGGCAUGAACUAAAACAGAAACUAAAAGACUGUACUUCAAGUUCUGUAUUCUUGUAAAAAAAAA